CGUACUUAAACAAGAUUUAAACUGUUUGCGCAAAUUUUGCAGAGCUUGUUGAUCUGAGCCACCAAGAGCUUCAGACGCCACAUUCGAGUUUCGUCACGAUGCUGCGGAGGUCUGUGCUACCGAUGGCGCGUCGCGCCUUCCCGCGGUCUACGGCCGGCCUUGCGUCGACCAGCGCUACCCCCAAGUACUUCUCACGUGCCUUCAGCGUUGCGGAGCAGAGUCAACGCCACGUAAUCGCCGCGCUGGUGGUCAACCAACCUGGUUGUCUGGCAGAGAUCGCCAACCUCUUCGCUGCUCGAGGAUACAACAUUGACAGUCUCGUGGUUGGUCGCACGGAAGUCGAGGAGCUCUCCCGCAUGACGGUGGUCGUCAACGGCACUGCUCAGAGCGUUGUGAACGUACGUGCAGUAGUUACAGAGAUGGAAGGAAAUAUGGCUGACAUUUUUCUUAAAUUUUUCUUAUUGCAGAUGAAGAAGCAGCUCGAGGAUGUCGUGUACGUGGCUGUGGUCAACAUCCUCAGCAGCGGCAAGAACGCCCAGAAGAACUACGUUGAGCGCGACCUGAUGCUGGCCAAGGUGUCCACGGCCGAGGCCGGAUCUCGCGCUGAGGUGGUGGAGCUUGCCAACCUGUUCGACGCCAAGGUGAUCGACGUGCGACCGCACCAGGUCAUGGUGCAGCUGGCUGGCACUCCUGGCCGCAUUGAGGCGUUUUUGGACCUGCUGAAGCCGCUGGGCAUUACUGAGAUCCACCGCAGCGGAGUCAUUGCCAUGGCUCGCAGCACCAGUGUGACCGACAACCUUGGCGAUCUUUCGACGUUUGAGGGCGCCACGCGCACGCUUUUGGACGAGGCAGACGACGUAGAGAUCGACGUCUCUCGCCUUCCUCCUGGAUAGAGGGUUCAAGAGGAUACCGAUAGCGUUUACGGUCUCGCGAUCACGAGGACUGCAUUCUGGGUAGCAGGCGAGUUGACAAGCAGUGGGGUAAGCAUGCUAGCAAUAAUUGUGUCCACCAAAUUGGUCAGCUACUCGUAAUCAAAUCAAAUUGCUACAUGAAAGAACUGUUGUAAAAUG
This is a messenger RNA of Phytophthora nicotianae INRA-310, 1070 nucleotides long. RefSeq names its product acetolactate synthase, small subunit. Gene Ontology annotation, molecular function: acetolactate synthase regulator activity; acetolactate synthase activity. Gene Ontology annotation, biological process: L-valine biosynthetic process. Gene Ontology annotation, cellular component: cytosol. NCBI's taxonomy places the organism in Eukaryota, Oomycota, Peronosporomycetes, Peronosporales, Peronosporaceae. The record is from RefSeq and is a predicted model, not a curated record. The transcript has 3 exons. Bases 99 to 893 code for a protein of 264 amino acids.